AUGGAUAUUGUUGAUUUAUAGAAAGACGUACAAAACUAUUAUGGAAAGACAAUUACUUAAACUAAGGAUCUAGUCACUAAUGCUUGUUGCUUAGCUGAUCCAGGAUUCUCAGAAAAAGAAUAGGAAAUUUUGACUUAAAUUCACCCUGAGAUUAUUGAUAAAUUUUACGGUUGUGGUAGCCCGAUUCCAUCAGUCAUUGAAGGCUGUACUAUACUUGAUCUAGGAUGUGGUACUGGCAGAGACUGCUAUCUUGCCUCAGGCUUAGUCGGGGAAAAAGGCAAAGUUAUUGGGGUAGAUAUGACUGAUGAAUAGCUGGAAGUAGCUAGGAGACACUAAGAAUAUCAUAAAGAAAAAUUUGGUUAUAGUGAGUCCAACGUUACCUUCCUAAAGGGUACUAUUGAGGAUCUGAAAACAAUAGGUGUUGAGGAUCAGUCAGUAGAUGUUGUAAUUUCUAAUUGUGUCAUUAAUCUCUCAGGGGAUAAAAAGAAGGUAUUUGAAGAAAUUUGGAGAAUCCUCAAAGUCGGAGGUGAAUUGUACUUUAGUGAUAUCUUUUCUGAUAGAAGAAUACCUGAUCAUCUAAGAAAAGAUUCUGUGCUUUGGGGUGAAUGCUUGUCAGGAGCACUUUACGUUGAGGACUUUAGAAGAAUGAUGCAAAGUGUAGGAUUCUAAUCAAACUACACUGUGAAGAAGAGCAGAGUGACCAUAGACAAUAAGAUGGUUUAAUUGCAAGUAGGAGAGAUAAAAUUCUACUCAAUUACCAUAAGGGCUUUCAAGAUACCUGAGAUUGAGGAUAAAUGCGAAGAUUAUGGUUAAGAGGCUUAUUAUCUGGGGACUGUUGAGGGAAUGCCAGAUGAAUUCAGAGUGGAUCAAACACAUCUCUUCAAAAGAGGAGAGCCAGUGAGAAUUUGCAAAAAUUUUGCUCUUAUAUUCAAAUAAUCAAGACUUGCUCCUCAUUUUGAAGUGAGCGAUGAACAAGACCAUCUUGGAAUUUUGGACAUGCCAGGAGUUUGCGAUUCUACAACUGAUGGAUGCUGCUGA
Molecule: messenger RNA, 1038 nt
Organism: Stylonychia lemnae
Lineage: Eukaryota; Ciliophora; Spirotrichea; Sporadotrichida; Oxytrichidae
Source: the annotation of a GenBank genome assembly